This is a messenger RNA of Aureobasidium pullulans EXF-150, 1869 nucleotides long. RefSeq lists its product as uncharacterized. Bases 120 to 1757 code for a protein of 545 amino acids. Gene Ontology annotation, biological process: reciprocal meiotic recombination. The transcript has 4 exons. NCBI's taxonomy places the organism in Eukaryota, Fungi, Ascomycota, Dothideomycetes, Dothideales, Saccotheciaceae. The record is from RefSeq and is a predicted model, not a curated record.
AAACACUGCCGUGCUUUCCAAUUCAACAUCUGGAUAUCACGAGUCACUCAAGGAUCGGCGACCGGUUUCUUCAACGAGAAACUCAACUUGCUUCGCCUCUUUGAGUUCUUUCAUCGAGCAUGGCAAGUCAAGAUGGGCUCUUCGGUCGUGCUUUGCUGUGCCAUCCUGUCCUCAAAUUCUCCCACUCGACGCUUCCUCGACAUGCGACCCCUUCUGCGUGGAACCAUAUCCAAGGUCCAGAGAUAUUCGCUCUGAUCGAACAGCUCGACCACGACUGUCUUCAGCUCAGAGUCGUACAAGGCACCAAAGAUCUGGAGGUUCUUCCACUCACCGCCAUCGUGCAAGAGACUAGAGACUUGCAUAAGAAACAUCCCCAUCUGCCACCUGACAACUUGCCAAUCUUCGGCCUGACCAAGGGUACUGCACUGGCAGUCAGGUAUUUCUGUCAGGACAACCAGAUCAGACGCAUUCAAUUGCGGUUUGCCAACAUUGACUCUUGCAAUGAAGCUGUAAAAAUUCUCUCCAGUCAUGGACUCAUGUUCUCUGUACCGACUGUCAAGCAACAGAAACAGCCUCAAGCUCGGCCAUCCACUGCAAACUCAUACAUGAGUCGCCUGUCUUCUUUUCAGCCCGCCCGCUUUGAUCGUGACACGUCUUCAAUCAUUGUGCCCACGGUUCAAGACACCUUUCAUCCGGCUUCAUCAUACCCUCAGCAUCAUUCCGAUCAGCAUACCACCAACCAAGGCAGCCCCUCUAAUAUGCAUAUGUUUACUUCUUCACCGACUGGAAAGGAGUACCAGACUCGGGACAUUGAAAGACAACCGACCGACCAAGCAGCUGACCUGCGCAUGUUCAUAUCUUCGCCAACUCCGAAAGUGUACCAGAACAUCCAAAGACAGCCAACCUUCGCACUUAUCCGUACAAGCGAAGAACCGGAGAACAGACCCUCGACUGCGCCUAUUCACUGGCCGUCAGACAUGACCAGGGACCUGCUGCCUCCAAGAAGAGAGCUACCAUUCCCAAAGCCGUCCAGCAGUCCUGCAAAAACCAAGAUGCUGCCGCCCCUAGCGAAGCCAAGCUAUGUGUCAGAAGCCGCUAAACCAGCCAAAGCAGAGAAGGAGAAAGAGGCCAAAACACAUUCAUCGCCAGAGAGACAUCCUUCUAUCCGUCCGGGCAUCACUCGACUUGCGACGCCUCAAGGACCCACCAGGUUUGAGCCACCAGCGUCACGCAUGUACAACUUUCACCCCAAUGACGAUGAGAUGGCAGUCGACAGUGGCGUUCAGAUGUUCAGCGACAAGAACACUGGCACUAUGAGUAGUGAGACAAGCCCCGGUACCGUUGCGAACUUGGAUUGGUACCGCAGUAGUGCGAGCCCUGUUCAUUUUGGAUCAACGAGUACACAUACAAUGUCUUCGGGUCCAAUGAUUAACAUGUCUCCGAGCCCAGAACAGAUUUCUAGCUCGAGUCCUGAACGAAUGGACCUCUCCAGUCCAUCGGAAAGACGUAGCCAACGGCUCGCUCAGAAGCACGAUCAACCACAGUCAGAGAUGCAAGACAUUGAAAUGACAACAACCAUUGCGCAACAGCAACCUGCGCAGGACGAUCUAGGACGCUAUGCCGAGCAACCCGACGAAGUACGUAUGGAAGCCAUGAACCAGUUCAUAUUGGCCAACAUCGAAGACGACGCUUUCAUGAAGUUGUGUGUUGAUGUCGAAAGCUGCUGGCGCCGUUUUGCGCUGGACAGACGUGGCUGAGGUUUUGCAGCGAACAUCGCACACAUAAAUGCUUGAGGAAGCGAUACACGAUACACACCUUACGACGCAUGCAUGCAUACAUACAGAUGUAUCUUUGAUCAUCAAGAUGGAA